AUGCAGGGCCAGGGUGUGGUGCUGAUAGCUGUGCUGGUACCCGGUGCCAGUGCACAGAGUCAGUGCUCAGUUCCGGCAUUCCUGCAGCUCCUGGUGCUGGUGGGUGAGGCAGAGCCGGAGCUGGGCAGUGCCGACAGCUGGAUCGGGGUGGUGCCUGUGGGCACUGAGGAGCCGCCUGAGGGCCCCCGCGGGGCCAAGGAGGAGUCCUUCACCACCGCCGUUGUCACCAAGAUGAAGCGAGCCCUGGUGCUGGGGGCCUCGGCCCUGCUCAUCCUGGCGCUGAACCAGAACGCCAUCCGGGAGCUGGACGUGUCCCAGCUCCUCGCCAAGCCUGUCAUCGUCAUCCAGUCCUCCGACAACGUCACCAGGCUGCUGGGAGCGCUGCUGCGUGGGCUCCGGGCCACAGCAAAGAUCACGUACCAGGCGGUGCUGCUGGAGAACCUGGGGGUGACCCUCACCCUGUGGUCCACGUGUGGCCUGUCCCGAGGGGGCCUCUACGGGGAGUGGCAGGGGGUCAUCUGCCCCGGGGAGAGCAGCUCACAGGUCCAGAAGUACCUGCAGCAGCUGUGGAACACCAUCCUGCUGAUUGCCCUGCUGCUCUGCACUGGGGUCAUGGUGCAGGCACAGCGCCAGUCACGGCAGGACCUGUCAGAGCGGGAUACUGAGCUGGACCUGAAGCAGCACAUCCGCCGGCGGCUGCUGGCGCUGAAAACCCGUCGGUACCACCCCGGGAAGCCGCCGCGGAGCCGGGCCUGCGAGAUCGAUAGCUGUGCUGUGUGCUUGGACCAGUUCCACAAGAGCCAGUGGCUGCGGGUGCUGCCCUGCUCCCAUGAGUUCCACCGGGACUGUGUGGAUCCCUGGCUCCUGCUGCAGCAGACCUGCCCUCUCUGCAAGCACAACAUCCUGGGGAACUGCUGCACGGACAGCUAGCGGGCCCAGGGACACUCCAGGGACAGACCCACGGCCACUCUGGGGAGAGAGAGGGGACGGGGUGCCCAGUGAGUGGCACCUGCUGCCAGAGCUGGGUCAGUGUGGCUGUGCCACCACAGUACCCGGACACCGCAGAGGGAAGGACUCUGGGCUCUCUGAGGGUUGUGAGUAGAGGGGUGGGGGGUCCAGACGGGCAGUCCGGGUAGGGAAGCUAUGGGGGCACCCACGGGUGUAACAGGGUGGGGGCUGGGGGCAGGGAGGGUCCUGACCCUGCACUCUUGCCCCGCUCAUGGGAAUUUUUCUAAGUCUUGGGGUUUUUGUCUAUUUGCUGGUGGCCAUGGCAGGGUGAGCAGAGCCCAGCUAUGGCACCAGCCCCUCGGGGAGGUGGGGGACAGACCCACCAGGGCUGGGGCUGGCGGGGCU
Molecule: messenger RNA, 1353 nt
Organism: Empidonax traillii (willow flycatcher)
Lineage: Eukaryota; Metazoa; Chordata; Aves; Passeriformes; Tyrannidae
Gene: RNF215
Product: ring finger protein 215
Exons: 11
Coding region: 1-930 (309 amino acids)
Biological process (GO): ubiquitin-dependent protein catabolic process
Molecular function (GO): ubiquitin protein ligase activity
Source: RefSeq, a predicted model, not a curated record